This is a messenger RNA of Aspergillus niger, 1479 nucleotides long. RefSeq lists its product as uncharacterized. Bases 1 to 1479 code for a protein of 492 amino acids. NCBI's taxonomy places the organism in Eukaryota, Fungi, Ascomycota, Eurotiomycetes, Eurotiales, Aspergillaceae. The record is from RefSeq and is a predicted model, not a curated record. Gene Ontology annotation, biological process: DNA-templated transcription; regulation of DNA-templated transcription. Gene Ontology annotation, molecular function: zinc ion binding; DNA-binding transcription factor activity, RNA polymerase II-specific; DNA binding. The transcript is spliced from 3 exons.
AUGCCCACGCGCGCAGAGUUGGCAACCCAGGCUUGUGACAUCUGCCGGAAGCGCAAGGUCAAAUGCAAUGUGACUUCGUCAUCGACCGAUGUCCCUUCCAGAUGUGGGCGCUGCGCUAGACUGGACCUGCCAUGCACCUUUCUGUCUCCAUCCCGGACGCGAGGCCCGAAGAAACGUGAGUGGUGUCAAUUGCUAACGCACACUCCAAGCUCACGUACAGGAUCUCCGGCACAAGAACAGCCAGAUUGGGGGACGGGGAGCAGCCGGGCUUCGGGUGCCGUCAAUUAUCCCACGGAUGAUGUAUGCGAUCGGCGCAUGUUUUCCUGCAUCAUGCAGGACUAUUUGGACUACCUGUACCCCUUGAUUCCAAUCGUACAUCGUCCGUCUUUCCAACAGUCCUUGCAGCAGGACCGGGAUCGUGAGGACAGCGGAUUCCUCGGGCUCGUCACCGCCAUCGCUGCGGUGGUUAUCGCCACUAUGCCUAGCAGAUUUCAUUUCUAUCGAUCUGCGACCCCGCCCUUGAGAUUUACCUCGCGCAGGGACAUGGUCCGUCACUGCUAUGACAAAAUCCUGCGGCUGAGGGACUCUACCUACUUUGACCACAUCAACUUCCAGAAGUUUGCCAUCUCAUACUUGCUGUAUGCUGCCUUUCGGCAGUUGGGUGAUCAUAACUGGUCCCGCAUGCUAGAUGUGGAGGCGACACAAAUUGCUCGCUUGCUAAAUCUUCAUCGAAUCUCUGAAUACGAUGGACUUAACUGCAUUGAGACUCAACUGCGGAAAAAGGGCUUCUGGUUGAUCUUCUACGGAUUUGUGGUUUUCUGGGCUGCGAUUAGGAGCACCUGUCCAGAAUCACCGGCUGAGCCGUGCCCCUGUGUGAGGGCCCGCGAUGCAGCCGUGCAGGUUGCUUACAUCCAGGAUCGUCUUCAUAGUCUACGGUUCUUACUGGAGGAUAUCCCUCCUCUCCUCCGGCCAUGGCAGCCACCGGAUAGCCAGGCUAUCGCCCAUGAAGGUGGCAGCACUGGUGUGACGGAGAUGACGCAGUCACACUUUGCUUCUAUGCGAGCAAAUUUACACGUCACGCACCUGUGGCUACAAAGCUUGCUUGUUGAUCAGUUGGAGGCGGCGCAGGCGCACAAAUCAGAGCCGUCACUAGUUUCUACCAACCACGUACAACCCAUGGUUGACGCAAAAGCGUUGUGGCUCCAGAGGGAGGGCCUUUGUCGUCAACUAUUCUGCAUCCUAUACAGCCUGCCCCAGAUCAAUCUGGAAGCGAACGGUCUACAUUUGGCGUACAAAGUGCGUGAUAUUGCGGCGGGCCUGCUGGUAUGCCCAUUUCAUGCCGCCGGCCCGGAAGCGGAGCGAGCAACCGAGUAUCUACGACAAUCGACCGACAUCUUGUCCCGCCUGGACAGCAGCGAAGGCAUGGUCACGAUGCAUCUGCAGACUUGGAUAGAUACAGAUCGAAUAAAAAGUAGUUAA